AUGCGCUUCGACGGCCUGCGCACGCGCAGCGCCAGCGCGCGGCCCUCGCCUAAGCCCGCGGCGUCUGACGUGCGUCCGAACCGCGGACACAGCGUCAUGCCGCCGGCCACGAUGCCUAUCCCGCACACCAUGACGCGUAAUAUGUCGCGUCCGGCGCCGCCUCCGUCCGUGGCUUCGGCCAAGUCCCAUUCAGAGCCGACGCUGCCUCCGGUGGACGAGCUCUUCCCUCGGCCAGAUCUGGAGCCGCGUAUGAAGAAGCAUCUCGUGCGUGUGGCCAAUGAGACGUCUAAUGCUCUGAUCAAAGACACAUUGGCUCAGGACGAGCCGGGCAGCGUGCUGUGGCGUCCGGCACAGCGGCCUCGAGGCGCGCCGGGCAAUAUCCACGUGCUGCGUGGCGCUGCUCGAGACGUUAGUGAAGCCAAAGACGCCACGUGCGUACGAGCCAUCAGCGACGACGUCCACGCGAGUAUCGAGGAAUUCGCGCUCUUGUUCAAACUGGACUCGAGUCGGGAAGCUGCGGACCAUUUGUUGCUGUUCAACGCCGACUUGGUGCAACACUCUACGCUGUAUACACUCGUAUCUCCUUCCGGGCAACAACCACGUCGAUAUGUGGGCGUGAAAUGGGCUCUAGUGGCAUCUCCGUCCAGGUUCUUUAGGAACCGAGACUUCUGCUACUUGGAGUGUCAAAAAGAGUUUACAGAUGCAAGAGGGAGACGCGGAUGGGUUCGAUCGCUGCAUUCAUUAAAGCUUCCUUGCUGUCCGUCAUUAGAGAAGGAGCACGGGGUUGUACGUGCCAGUAUCUAUCGAUCUGGCCUUACAGCAGUGGAGACGGACGAACCAGGCGUGCUCAGUGUGACGUACACCAUGGAGUUGGACUUGAAAGGCGAUCUGGAUAUCCCAGCGAGGAAACGCACACGUGGCAGUUGCAACUUGUGUUUCCGUGAGUUUGUGACUGCUGGGGGCCUCCGAGACACACUGGCCUCGAUUACCAACAUGUCGACCAAGUCUAAGCGCUACGUGUGCCGUAAAUGUGGCGAGGGUGUGUGUCGACGAUGCAGCGACGACUGGUGGCUUGACGUUCCAGUUGUAGGACGCACCAAGGUUCGUAUCUGCACUGUGUGCUCCGCAGAAGCCAAGCAGUCGCACAUUUCAGCACACACGACGCGUGCCGGCACGUGUCCGGUAAGAGGACACGGCAAGGAGCCGGUAACGGAAGUGGAAGGUGUCACGCAUCCUGGUUUACUGGAGCCACCGCAACACGAACGGAGACGCUCGUUAUCGAUGCUGGACCGACCGAGCGACGCGGCAUCUUUUUUUGCGCAACAAGAUGAGAUCAAACGCGACUUGGAGGUGCGUGCCACUGAGCUAAGUCGACGUGUUCAGCUAUGGGACGAGAUGCAGGUGUACGACCGCGACUCCGGUAUCGUGCUAGACGAGCAGGAAUUGGCACAGAAAUUGUUUUUACGUGAGGAACUUGAACGCGAAAAGAAGCGUGAGAAGGAGCAGGCUAGAAGUCGUAUUCCUUCUUCCCGAGUGGCGGAGCAGCAAGAAAAGGAAGAACCGGAGGCGGAAGUGAUGCCUCAACACCCCCAGACUCGCAGUGUGUCCACGAGUGAGAAAGCCGGACGUCAACCGAUCGAUCGGUUCCCUUCGUUUAUGUCGUCGGAGCUCAGUAGUAACCAGGAGCCCAGCGACAACGAAGGCGAGGAGGCUGUCCGUCUCACAGCUGGAGCUGGCGCGCGACUGUCUUCUGACUACCGCGACAGUGACUUGACGGACUAUGAAGAGCACACGAUCGAUGGCUUGGGGGAGAUCCGCACUACCACGGACCUCACGCGUUGGUGGCAAGACCAACAACGCGCAAGUGAGACUGGUGAACAGCCAGGUACCCUACCGCAAGGACCUCUAUCUCCUGUGGCGUCUCCGAGGAAGGCAAAGCGUCGUGCCAGUGAUGAUGAGAAGAACAAGACGCAUCCAGGCCAGAAACCUCGGGCCUCAGUGGCCGCUGCAUCAGUGAAGAAGCAGGAAAUGGUUGAUUUGUUUAACCACUGGAAGCGGGAGUCUACGAACGAGAUGUCUCAGCACCAGAGACACAAUUUUCAUUCCGAGCAGAUGCAGGAGUUCGAAGAGCAGGCUCGUUAUCAGGAGGAACAGGCACGUCGUCGUCAGCAGUCCGACUUUGAGGAAAUGGCGCAGUAUCAAGAGGAGCAAGCUCGUCGUCGACAACAGUCUCUUGAGUCGCCGGUUCGUCGAUCCGAGUCCGUUAAACAGCGUGAACCUCAACCUGCUGCGUCGGUGCUGCAACAGAUCCAGCAACGCCAAAAGGAGCUGGAGAACCUGCGUCGCCACCGUCAACAACCGCGUGAUGACGAGCCACCAAGCAGCCAGUUUUCAGUCGACUCGCAAUCGUCUAUAGCGGUUAAGGAGCGGUAUCUCCAGGAACAGCGACAGCAGCAGCUGGAUACUGCUGCAGAACGCAAGAAACAAGAUCGUCUACGUGCGAAUAAAGCGCUGGAUCAAACUGCCGGCGAGGAUGUAGAGCUAAUGGAAACGUCUCAAGGUGAGUGGGUCCCGGCGCGAGCCAGCAAGGAGACCGACGUUGCGUCGGUGGUGAGCUCACCCCGACACGGACCGGGGUUGUGUGACCACUGCGGAUGUCCCGAGUAUAUGGAGAACGGAACCGUGAAACCUAGUUGCAAGUGCAACACCGUUACGACUCCUACGAAGGCUGCCGGCACUGUUCUAUUCGACGGCAAAUGGAUCAGCAGCCCCACGCCUCAGGAAUCGUAA
Phytophthora infestans T30-4 is the source of this 2790-nucleotide messenger RNA. RefSeq lists its product as uncharacterized. The transcript is spliced from 2 exons. Gene Ontology annotation, molecular function: lipid binding. Lineage: Eukaryota; Oomycota; Peronosporomycetes; Peronosporales; Peronosporaceae. The coding region runs from base 1 to 2790 and encodes 929 amino acids. The record is from RefSeq and is a predicted model, not a curated record.